This is a messenger RNA of Dromaius novaehollandiae (emu), 2042 nucleotides long. RefSeq names its product tRNA methyltransferase 10A (gene TRMT10A). Gene Ontology annotation, molecular function: tRNA binding; methyltransferase activity. The record is from RefSeq and is a predicted model, not a curated record. Gene Ontology annotation, biological process: tRNA N1-guanine methylation. The coding region runs from base 125 to 1132 and encodes 335 amino acids. Lineage: Eukaryota; Metazoa; Chordata; Aves; Casuariiformes; Dromaiidae. The transcript is spliced from 8 exons. Gene Ontology annotation, cellular component: nucleus; cytosol; nucleoplasm.
UGAAGUCCGGGCCGGCAGCACGCGGCGCGCCUGCGCGGGCCGCCUCCGCGCGCCCCGCCCCUUCGCUGCCGGGCCCUCGCGGUGGGGCGGCGCGCGGAAUUGGUGGGGAAAAAGCUUGCUUUUUAUGAAAUAUUUACCAGGCAUUGAGAAACAAGUCAGUAAAGCCAACCAAAAGCUAAUGUCUUCAGAAAUGCCAACAGAGAGUCCAGAGGUGCUAACAGAAAAUACUGUGCCUGCAGAGAUUCCUGAUGUGGAAGGAAAGGUGAAAUCAAAUGAUAGUCAUGUAGAGAGACAGGAGGCAGGCUCAGACGAGGCACAAUGUCUUGGACCCGUGUCCAAGAGGCAAAGGAAGAAACUGUUGAAGCAGAAACAAUGGGAAGAACAGAAAGAUCUACGCAGGCAGAAACGAAAAGAAAAACGCCAGAAGAGAAAAUUAGAGCGUCAGUCAAAAUUGGACCCCAAUAAUGAAGGGAAUGACAGAAAGCGUAUGCGAAAGGAAGUGGUUCCUAGUACACUUCGCCUCAUUGUGGACUGCAGCUUUGAUGACUUGAUGGUGCUAAAGGAUGUUAAGAAGCUUCACAAGCAAAUUCAGAGAUGUUACGCAGAAAACCGCAAAGCAUUUCAUCCUGUGCAGUUUUACUUGACCAGCCAUGGGGGACAGUUGAAGAACAACAUGAAUGAAAAUGACAAAGGAUGGGUGAACUGGAAGGAUAUCCAAAUUAGAACAGAGCACUAUAGUGAGCUAAUAAAGAAAGAAGACCUAGUAUAUCUUACCUCAGAUUCCCCGGACAUUCUCAGUGAGCUUGAUGAGAAGAAAGCCUACGUGAUUGGAGGGCUAGUGGAUCACAAUCACCACAAGGGAAUUACUUACAAAAAAGCGGUAGAGCUAGGAAUUGGUCAUGCACAACUCCCUCUUGGAAAUUUUGUGAAAAUGAACAGUCGGAAAGUGUUAGCAGUCAAUCAUGUGUUUGAGAUCAUCCUUGCAUACCUGGAGAAGAGAGACUGGAAGGAGGCUUUUUUCAGUGUCUUGCCACAGCGGAAAGGGGCUGUUGCUUUGGGAGAAGCCAAUGAUUCGUCCAAACAUGCUCUAUCUGAAAAAGAAGAUGGAGACAAUGACUCGGACAGCAACUAGACUUCAGGAUGAGAUGGGGAAAAAUGAGACAUACCAUUCACGGGAUAAAAUUGGGACACAAAGUAGUUAAGCUCUGAAGACCAUCUGCUGCCCUUGUGAUACUGAAUUGUCUCAAUGCUCAGUAGUUACAUAGCUGGCCCAGAACUGUUGCUGGACAGAAAGGGUAAAGAUGAAUGCUAUUUUUACCCUGAAACUUCAUUAUUAGUAGCUUUUAAAAAAAAUAAAUUAAUGGCAGAAAUUAUUUUGCUUCCCAAGGAGGCUAUUUUAUUUAUUUUUGUUUUAAGUUUUGUUAUACAUAUGAAGUUGAGCGUAUACCUGAAAGCCUAAAGCAUUAGUAAUUACUGUUUUAUGCAUGCAUUCUUGUCCAUUUCCACUCUAAUGUUUCUUAAAAGCAUUGUACAAUAAGUGUUCAUAUGACCUCAAAUCCUGUACCAGUAGUGCCUGUUGUAAAAUGUGUAUGAUCACUCAAAGAAAAAACAAAUUUUCUACUUUUCCUGAGGGUCUCAGCAGACAAUCACAAGCAACUGAGCGUCCUUUAUCAGCUGAGCCAUACUGACUGAUUUAUACUCCUGGUUGGGGUCACUAGAUGAAAUAUGAAUGUGGAGUUAAGUCAAUACUCUAUACUUCAGUUUGAGUGGGAUGAGUAUCUGCACAUGUGCAAAUUUUGUGGCUUGGUUGGCACGCAGUGCUUGUUAUGUUGAGGUGGCUCAAUUACUUUUGAUUAGCUAUUACACUCUUAGCAAAACUUAUCCUGCAGUCUCAAAACAAUACCGGAAGACAGCUCAAGAAUACCAGUGACUUGCAAGUCACUUAUUCUUCAGUUUUAGCAUACCUGUAUACCACAACGUUGUAUUAAUUGCAUUGUCUGCCAAAUAUUUUUCCUUUUGAAAAAUAAAUAUAUAUCUAUAUA